Fusarium oxysporum Fo47 is the source of this 390-nucleotide messenger RNA. RefSeq lists its product as uncharacterized. The transcript is spliced from 2 exons. The record is from RefSeq and is a predicted model, not a curated record. Lineage: Eukaryota; Fungi; Ascomycota; Sordariomycetes; Hypocreales; Nectriaceae. Bases 1 to 390 code for a protein of 129 amino acids.
AUGCAUUCUUCUCAGGGCGGCACAAUCCGCGGCUCCAUCAACCUACCGGCGCAAAGCUUGUAUCCAACUAUUCUGGCUCUACAAUAUGUUCAAGGCCGCAGGUUUGCGCAAGAUUAUUUGGUACUGUUUAACGGUCAGUUGGUCAUUGGCUGCCUCGUCCACCGUGGUGAAGAGGAAGAUGUUCUGGACAUACCUACAGCGUUUUCACGUGGACGCGGCACUAGAGCGGCCGGUUGGUUCAGCGACUACACUGCCGAGCACGUCGACGGCGAGAUGGAGAUCUUGGUCCUGCUCGAGGGAAUCAAACGCUGGGCGACGGGCGGCGAAUUUGUAGAGUGGAUGGAUGAAUACGAAGCCGGUGCCUGGACAGGCAAACAAGAAUUUGCAUAG